Messenger RNA from Lodderomyces elongisporus, 1005 nucleotides. RefSeq lists its product as uncharacterized. The transcript has a single exon. The record is from RefSeq and is a predicted model, not a curated record. The coding region runs from base 1 to 1005 and encodes 334 amino acids. NCBI's taxonomy places the organism in Eukaryota, Fungi, Ascomycota, Pichiomycetes, Serinales, Debaryomycetaceae.
AUGGAUUUAUCAAACUUAUCAAGAACUCUACCGCUGCUGAAACCACUUCACAAAGAAGAUGAAAGGAGACGUAAUACUUCUCCAUCGGGGACCGGAGCAGCCGCAGCUUCAGUAACGUCAUCGCAAUCAACUAGUUCAACUAGUUCGACUUCUUCCACUGCAGACUACACUGAUCUUACUACACAUUUUAAAGAUGCUGCAAAGGCCAUAGCUUCACUCUACAACACAGCUUUGGGUGUCCAGAACCUGACGAACACGAACGAUGAAACACCGCAGAAGCUAACAUUAAAAACAGACUUUGCCCAAGCAGCAAGGUCAGUGGCUGUACUUUAUAAAUAUGCUCAAAUGUCCCACCCAGCCUCCUUUGAUCAAGGUUACUUAAAUUGCAUUGACGACUUGUUACAAAUUAUCACCAAUGAUGAAGAUGUUGAGAACUGGGCACUUACACGGCGAGCAGAAAUUACCAAGCUUCAAAAGACGAGCAAUAAAGAUAAUGAAAGAGAAAGGGAAAGAGAAAGAGAAAGGGAAAGAGAUCGUGAUCGCGACAGAGAAAGGGAAAGGGAAAGAGAAAAGAAUUCAGAAUCUGAUUCUAUACUGAACUUUAGUCAAAAGUCUGUCGUGAACAAUAGUUUGGAUUCUUUGCAAUCUCAAACUGAAUUCGACGUUGGUAAACUUCCAAGUGAUUUUGCUUUCCAGUUUGCUCUGGACUUAAGGCCACCAACUGCAUUUCGUCCAAGUAUACCGCCUCUUUCUGUCCUGCAUAAUCCAUCACAGCGAAAUCUUGCAAUCAGUAAGAAGAACCGGUUUCAUCAGCAAAUUUUGAAGAAAGUCCAUUCCUCUGAAGAUUCAAGUGAAAGUGAAAGCGAUGAUUUAAAAAGAGUCAAAAUUUUUAAAGACAAUACGAGCCCUAGCAGGAAGAAAAAACGGAGGAAUAAUGCCACUAGCAAUAUCAACAAUAAUACUAACGACAAUGACAACGAAAGUGGCAAUGACAGCACAAUUUAG